UCAGAGCUCGCGCUCUUAACCAACUGAGCCACUUGGCCGGCCCGAAAGUCAACAUCUUAAAUAAAAAGGUUUGUGUAGUCACCUUUAAUUCUCUGGUACCUAGUACUUAGUGUAGGCAUCAAUAAACAUUUACAGAAUUCGCUGAGUGGAGCCUACCAAGACUCUCCACCCCAAUCCUUCUUACAUGUAACUGCUAGAUUCAUAUCUGUGACACUCCCUUGCUCAAGAUCUUCAAUGGCUUUCAUCAUCUGCAGAGUAAAGUCUGAACUCCUUAGCUGAGUAUUUGGUGCUCUACUAUCUGACUUCAAUUUUGCCUUUCCAACUUUAUUUUCUACUUGUUAGUCAAACUGAUCUGUUCACUACUCCCCAGGGCGCCCCCUUUUUCUACAUCAAUGUCUUGAUUCAUAUUGUUUAAUUUUCCUGAAAAGCACUCCUGUUCUGUCCUAAUACAUCUCCCCAGAACCCUCCUCAAAUGCCACCUCUUUCACAAAGCCUUCUCUGAUUAUCCCGGCUGGAAGUAACCUCUCCCUGCUUUGAAGUCUCAGAGCAUGGUAACUGUGCUACUUCUCACAUUUUAACUUUACAGAGGUAAUUAAUUGGCAUGUAUUUUUUUUCCUGUUUACCCCAGCCUCUUAAAAGGCAGGUCUAAGAUGAUUCAUCUUUGCAUGCUGUACUUGUAAGUAGCGUUAGGCAACGCAUAAGUUCUGGAAUGGCUGAGUGAAUUAAUAUGUGAGUAAAUAGACUUCCUGGAAUAGCACUGCUUUCCAUGGGCUGGUUUGGAGGGUAAUGGGUAUUUGAGGAUGUGAUACAUAGCCAUAGUAAGACACUGGGAAAGGGGGUACUCCCUGCCCCAGUGCCCCUACAGAUACCUUUAGCCCAAUUAUACCGAGUCCAUUCAGAACAGAUUUACUGAUGUCUGGCAUGUUCUAGGCUCAGUGCUUGUCUCGGAGAAUACAAAAGAUAUCAUGCACCCUCACCUUAGACACCCUUCAGAUAGAUAGCAAGGUGUUCCAGGGCUCUCUCUGGCCCUUGGUAUUGGGAAUGUAGGUCCCAAGUUAUAUCCCCAAAUGGGGAAUUGCUUGCUACUGUGCUGAAAUCUCCCAGAUUUAGACCUACCUUGGUUUUGCUUUGCUUGGAUAACUUAGGCUCUGGGUGGUUUGACUAAUCCAUUCCCAUAGUUUAGCUUAUUGUUUAAAAAUUUCAUUCUAGUUACAUUUUAAACUUGCUUUGUGUUUAAUUUUUAACUUUGUUAAAGGCAGCUUUUCUGUGGAGCUCAGAAGAAUUUGCAGUGGGUGCUUUUACGUUUCACUGUUUUCAGACUUUAGUGGAACUUUCUAGUCACCUAUUUGGUUCCUUUAUAUUCUACAUUUGGGAAAUAUUGUGUCAUUUUUACUCAAGUCAUACAAUACUGAUACUUGUUUAGGGAGGACAUAGAAAGACGUAAAUAACACUAAGGUGUCACCAUGGAACUGUGCAUAUAAGAAAAACAAGUCCACUCAUUUUGAAAUGUUUCAAUACCUUCAGAACCAUCCUUUAUAACACCUGCCCUCUUUAUUCUGGUACACCUUUAUAUUCCAGCCAUACUGAACUCUUAACCCUCCGUCGUGCACAACUGAUCUCACAGAUUCAUUGCACACAAAUUUUCAAAUAUCUAACAGUCAAGUAUCGUGACUCAUUGCUUCCCCCUCUAUGGUAACCUAUUGCCAGUCAUGUUUGUGACUUAGUACAGUAAAGACGUAUUUCAUAGCGGCAUCUUUGUGUGCAAUGAGUCUGUGAGAUCAGUUGCGCCCUACAGAGUUAAUACUUGAAGGUCUCAGAAGUCUUUGUGUCACUUUACCAGGUUAAUUUCUACCUCUGCUUCAGGACCCAGUUUAGGCCUCUCAUCCCUUAAGCCUACCACUCCCUUUCCACCUCCCUCCUUCUCCUGAGAUAAGUUACUUGCCCUUUAUAUCCAUUUCGGUCACACCCUGCACUUAUUUCUCUCAGAGAACUUACCACAGUACAUUAUAGCUGCUGGUUUACUUGUCUGUUUCUUCUAGUAAGCUGAAGCCUCCCCAAGAAAUGGGCCUAUAUCUGAUUCCUCUUUCGUAUCUAGAAGUUAGCACAGCAUCUGUUAUAUAUUAGACACUCAGUAAAUGCUUAUUAAUUAGACAAUUCAAUGCCUGGCUUUCUAACUUCAUUUCAAGGAUGGAAGCUAUUAAGGAGUAUUAAUAACUUUUCCACUAUUGGGAUAAUGUUAUAAAAACAUGAAUUGGUAGGGAAUUAAUAACAUUAUAUAGUUGUAUAUAGUUAUAUAUAAUUGUAAACAUAACAUUAAGUAAUAUAAAACAUUAAUUGUAAACAUAACAUUAAGUAAUGUAGAACAUUAAUUAGGUAAUUAAUCUCCUGUGUAAAACCAACACAGAAUUCACUUCCUAAGCAACUUCUGCCCUAUAAGCAAUAAUCUACUAGUUGGCACUUAACUAUCUUACAAGUACAUGAACCGGACAAUCAUGUGUACCCAGAAAGAAGGUGGAUAAGGGAGGAGUGAAGGAUAAAGAAGGGAGUGAGUUAGCAAAAUGCUACAGUUGCAAACUAGCACAAAGGUGAAUGUGGUUCAUGAGGCUAGCUUGAUUCAGAAGAGCUGAAAUAGGAGCAAAGAGCAAAAGGCAACCACCAGUGAAAGCCAGGAUUCACAGGGAACCGGCAGACGAGCAGUUAUUUAGAUUGAUCUGCAUGACCAGCUAUUUGCUGUAAGAUAAGAAUUGGCCAAAGGGAGUGAUUUAAAUUAUGUCACCUGUGAGGAGGGACACAUUUUGAUAAAAAGAAACCCUAGGAGAUCAACAAACUUGAGAAUGAUUGAGAAUCCUCAAUGUACUCCAAAUAGACUGAGUGUUCUGGUAGAGAUAAGGAGAGAUAAGUGAGCCUCUACAGGUGUUUGAGCUGCACUGCUUUGCAACAAAAGCCUAGACUCACCACAUCUUGGGAAGAGAAUGGCCACUUCAUGGGGGGCAGCCUUUUUCAUGCUGGUGGCACCCUGUGUUUGCAGCACUGUCUUCCACAGAGAUCAACAGACUUGGUUUGAGGGUGUCUUCCUGUCUUCCAUGUGCCCCAUCAAUGUCAGUGCCAGCACCUUGUAUGGAAUUAUGUUCGAUGCAGGGAGCACUGGAACACGAAUUCAUGUUUACACCUUUGUGCAGAAAAGACCAGGGGAGCUUCCAGUUCUGGAAGGGGAAAUUUUUGAUAGUGUGAAGCCAGGACUUUCUGCUUUUGCAGAUCAACCUAAGCGGGGUGCUGAGACUGUUCAAGGACUCUUAGAGGUGGCCAAAGACUCAAUCCCCCGAAGUCACUGGAAAAGGACCCCAGUGGUCUUGAAGGCAACGGCAGGACUGCGCUUACUGCCAGAUCAGAAAGCCCAGGCUCUGCUCUUUGAGGUAAAAGAGAUCUUCAAGAAGUCACCUUUCCUGGUACCAAACGACAGUGUUAGCAUCAUGGACGGAUCAUAUGAAGGCAUUUUAGCUUGGAUUACUGUGAAUUUUCUGACAGGUCAGCUGCAUAGCCACAGCCAGGAGACUGUGGGGACCCUGGAUCUGGGGGGGGCCUCCACCCAAAUCACAUUCCUGCCCCAGUUUCAGAAAACCCUGGAACAAACCCCUAGGGGCUACCUCACUUCCUUUGAGAUGUUUAACAGCACUUAUAAGCUCUAUACACAUAGUUACCUGGGAUUUGGAUUGAAAGCUGCAAGACUAGCAACCCUGGGAGCCCUGGAAACGGAAGGGAUUGAUGGAUACACUUUUCGCAGUGCCUGUCUACCAAGGUGGUUAGAAGCAGAGUGGAUUUUUGGGGGUGUGAAAUACCAGUAUGGUGGCAACCAAGAAGGGGAGGCGGGCUUUGAGCCCUGCUAUGCUGAAGUGCUGAGGGUGGUCCGAGGAAAACUGCACCAGCCAGAGGAGAUCCACAGAAGCUCCUUCUACGCUUUCUCUUACUAUUAUGAUCGAGCUGUUGACACAGACAUGAUUGAUUAUGAAAAGGGAGGUGUUUUAAAAGUUGAAGAUUUUGAAAGAAAAGCAAGGGAAGUGUGUGACAACUUGGACAACUUCACCUCAGGCAGUCCCUUCCUGUGCAUGGAUCUCAGUUACAUCACAGCCUUGCUGAGGGAUGGCUUUGGCUUUGCAGACAGCACCGUCUUACAGCUCACAAAGAAAGUGAACAACAUAGAGACAGGCUGGGCCUUGGGGGCCACCUUUCACCUGCUGCAGUCUCUGGGCAUCUCCCAGUGAGGCCAGGCCCUUCCUCUGAAGCCUGCAUUUGCCAACAACCUUUUUAAAGAGAGAAGGAGAGAAGACUCCAUCAUGUUCUGAGGUAGUCUGGGAACUGCCUGGAUUGAAACCCAGCAGUUGGCUUCAUCAGGAGGAAGGGGCUUUUAUGGACAGCUCUUGCCAUUAAGUCUGGUGAUUCCUUUUACACAUCUGAUAUGAACUGUCACCUAACCAUUCUAUUCGCACAGCUGGUACCAGAGUCUAAAUCUUUGAGAUUGCUUGUGUGUCACAGAGAGCCAAAAGGAACAGCUUUGGAACUUAACCUUGGAGAACCCAGGGACAGGUCCCUGGGAACCAAAGAAAAAUUUCAUUUCAACCCUUUGAGUGCCUCAUUCCUUUGAACAUUUUAAUCUUCCUCUUACUUGCUAACCUCAGCUGAUUCCAAUCCCAUGACCUGUCAACACCAGUCUUUUUUCCUCCCCACACAUGGCUCUGUCCCUUAUUUCUACCGCUCCCCCUUACUCCCCAGCAAAGAAAGAGAAAACUACUUAGUUUUGCUUUUCAUGUAUAAUUCGAGGGAGGGAAAAAAGGUACUGUAUCUGAAGUUGUGUGAUCCUGCUUUGUGCUGGCUCCAGUCAGCCAGCUAAGAGCCACCUAAGUCUUAGCAGGAUGGAGAGCAACUCUGACCUGCGCAGAUCGCGCCUUAAGGAAGGCCAUCCAGUCUCUAAGGACAUGUUUUGGGAUGGAGUGGCUGCCUUGUACAGACCACCUUCUUUUAAUCAACUUUUAUAAGUCAACUGGGAUUAAUGAACAUGUCCAACCUCAUAGGAAUGUGUGUGUUUUCAGUGCCAGUACCUCCUUCCUAGCUAAUGUGUUUAUAAUCAUUUGUGAUCCUAAACUUAUUUUCUGUGUAUUUCUAAGAAAUACAUCUGUACCCUCGCUUUUGGUCUGUGGUGGGAGGCCUGUGGCUGUGCUAUUUAAGGAUCUAGAUUUUGGUCACAGCUGUUCAGUUUGCCCUUUUAGUCUCUCUGUUUUUAGCAGUCUCUCUCCUAUCCUGGCCCCUGAUCAUUUUAGCUAACAUUCUCUAAGUUAUUUAUCUAGCUCCACAGUUUCUGACACCCUUCUGAUAACCUAACAUUUGAUUUGGUUGGCCAUUUUAGCCCACAACAGUACUGUGAAUUCUUUCCCCUAAAAUUCAUUAUCUUCUUGUACUUUCCCCCAUCACCAUCAUCAGCUUCUUGUCUACCCACUCCAGUCCUCUUGAACUUGAAAGAUCUUCCUGUUGACUGGCUCAUUUGCCUUGGCUCUUUGCCUCCAGCUUCUUUCCAGCAGUUUGUACCUCCCAAACUUGGAGCUUUCAGUCGACUUCCAGCGCUCUCACAAAAGACGUUAAGUACCUGGCCCUCAUGCCAAUUCCUAGGGAACCUUAUUUUUUAGUUAUUCUACUGAGUCAAUAACUAUUGAACAUCUGAUGUGCAAGCAAGUGGGCAAAUUUCUAUAUACUUAUCCCCCAAAUUUUAAUUGUUUUAAUUCAAUGUGAAAUUUCUUCCGAUUCUUCACACUGGCUGUUAUUAUACUGAGGUCACCUUACACCUAUUGUCUUCCUCAAAAAAUGCUAAUACAUAGUGAACUAGUAGAAUCUUUAGAGUUGGAAAGAGUCCAAAUAUAUAAUCCAAUCUUCUAACUACUGCAGAAUUCCCUUAACAUUUUUAACUGGUUAUCAUUCAGCUUCGGUUAGGCAUGUUUCAGACCACUAUUUCCAUCUGAGACUGCACUGAUUUAAAAAAUCUAUAUGUUCAGCUGAAAUCUAUCUUCUCUGUAGUCUUCUGCUCUAAUCCCUCCUUCCGCAGCCUUUGUCUUUUGAAGAAAAUUCCUCCUUAGUUCUUUGUGGUCUCUUUAACAUACCACAUGGCAUCUAGAUACUUUCCCAUUCUCAUCACAAAGGUAGGGUGCUAGAACCAGUCAUCCACUAAAUGCUGUUCCACAUGAUUAGGGAGAGACCAUCCUCCAGGUUGACGGGUCCAGAGAGGUGCGAUUCCCUGGUGUUUGUCAGAGCUUGUCUCUGAAGCUUUUCUUCUUAUAAACGGGGGCAGUGUUCAGACUUCUUUGGUCAUCCCAGAUACCUCCAGAACUCUUUGGUAGCUGCAUUAACUUAAAAAAUGUGUCUACAUAUAUUCUGAUAAUCUUGAUUAGAACAUCUGGAGAAUUAACCAGUUUAUCCAUUUUAGGAGCAAUUUGGAAUGAGAAUUUUUAUUUCUUAGAAAAAAAUGACUUGUCUGUAAUGACCUUUUCUUCCCCUUAGUGUACCUUUUGGGCCUUAUUAAGGAAUCCUAUCCAGUCUACUAUUGCUGGUUAAGUUUCUUUUCUAUAAAUGUGUUCUAUAUUUCAAAUACUUAAGGACAUGGCCUGGCACACAGUGGAUAUUGUGUGUUAUCAUCAUCAUCAUCAUCAUACAAAGAACAUCCUACGUGGAUUGUCAAGGUCCUUGCAAGGUGUGCCUUAAUUUCCUAUCUUGUCUGAUUUUUUUUGCAUCGUUUUGGAGAGCCCAUAUUCUCACCUGGGCUCCCUUUCCACUUUUUGUGAAAGAUGACCUUUUCUCCCUACAGUGACCUUUCUAGACUCUGCUAGUAGUCACACAGCUUUCCACAGUGGUUGCCAUCUUUCCUUCUGGGCACGUUUUCCCUGAGAUUCCAGAAACCUUUGUGAUGUCAUUUUUUACUCUAGUAGUAUCUUAUGAAUUUUGCCUGAAAAGCUCCCCUGUAAUAACAUUUCUCAUUCCUUCAAAAGCUGUUCCCAAGAAUAGCUUAGCUUGGUUCAAAAGCAGACUGUUUCUUCUCAUUUCAUCUUCAAAUCAAGAUUUUUGGGUGUAUGUUCUUUAUAGUAUACAAAUCUAAUGGAUCCAAAAAUCUCUUCAAGAGGCAUCUGUGGGAUGUGAGAUGAGCUCUUCAGAAACCCACAGCAACUCCCCAUGCAAUCAGCCACCAGUCUGCAACCAAAUAUGAAAAAAUUCUGCUGCUAAUCAGCUUUUCCCAUUUGACCUGGUUCCUGAAGUCUAGAAACCUGUGCAAUGAAAUUAUUUAUUGUUUUAUUACUGAAUAGACAUUGGUGUCCCAGAGACAGGCCAUAAACAAAAUGGAGAUCCUGGUGCUGUGAUACGGAAGUAAUAACUAGCAUUAAUAACAUUUGGUUUUCUUUUCAGAAAGUCCAGUGCACCUAUAACAAAGGUUAAACAAUUUGUUUAAUUUGCAUUCUAAUGUUAAAAUUACUGUUUUAAAAUUAAUAAAAAUGCAUCAAUUAAA
Molecule: messenger RNA, 7537 nt
Organism: Hipposideros armiger (great roundleaf bat)
Lineage: Eukaryota; Metazoa; Chordata; Mammalia; Chiroptera; Hipposideridae
Gene: ENTPD5
Product: ectonucleoside triphosphate diphosphohydrolase 5 (inactive)
Exons: 16
Coding region: 2973-4259 (428 amino acids)
Molecular function (GO): hydrolase activity
Source: RefSeq, a predicted model, not a curated record